CCCGCCCUCCGGCUCGCCCCCGCCGACCGCGGCGCCUGCCAGGACCGAGCGCUCCGGCUGCAGGCGGCGACCCGGGCCCGCGCCCCUGCGGGAGGGGAGAGCCGCCUUGGGGAGGAGGGACAGGGACGUAUGUGGAGGAGGCCACGGCGGGUGAGAGCUCCUGUUAGCAGAAAGACUCCAGAGACUGAGGAGUAACUUAAUAGCUGUGUGCAGAUUUCCAAGAGCUUUUAUCCCAAGACAGCACAAGAUGAGGUGUCACAGAAGAAAUGUCAAGUAGGCAGCUUUUCCUCCCAUGAGAUUUAGACGAUAAUGGAAUAAGUUCCUGAAGAAGAGAGGGAUAAAUCUUCCCCCGAAGAGAGCUGAAAAAAGGAUAGCUGUCUACUGGUGUGGGUUAACCUCCAUUUCAGCUAAUCAUGGGAGAGAUUAAAGUCUCUCCUGAUUAUAACUGGUUUAGAAGUACAGUUCCCCUUAAAAAGAUUAUCGUGGAUGAUGAUGAUAGUAAAAUAUGGUCACUGUACGAUGCCGGCCCCAGAAAUAUCAGGUGUCCUCUGAUAUUUCUUCCCCCUGUCAGUGGAACUGCAGAUGUAUUUUUCCGGCAGAUUUUGGCUUUGACUGGAUGGGGUUACCGGGUUAUAGCUUUGCAGUAUCCAGUUUAUUGGGACCAUCUUGAAUUCUGUGAUGGAUUCAGAAAACUUUUAGACCAUUUACAACUGGAUAAAGUUCAUCUUUUUGGGGCUUCCUUGGGAGGCUUUUUGGCCCAGAAAUUUGCUGAAUAUACACACAAAUCUCCCAGAGUCCAUUCCCUCAUCCUCUGCAAUUCCUUCAGUGACACUUCUAUCUUCAACCAAACUUGGACUGCAAACAGCUUUUGGCUGAUGCCAUCAUUUAUGCUCAAAAAAAUCGUUCUCGGAAACUUUUCAUCUGGCCCAGUGGACCCUAUGAUGGCUGAUGCUAUUGAUUUUAUGGUGGACAGGCUGGAAAGUUUGGGUCAGAGUGAACUGGCUUCAAGACUUACCCUGAAUUGUCAAAAUUCUUAUGUGGAACCUCAUAAGAUUCGAGACAUCCCUGUGACCAUUAUGGAUGUAUUUGACCAGAGUGCACUUUCAACUGAAGCUAAAGAAGAAAUGUAUAAACUGUAUCCUAAUGCCCGGAGGGCUCAUCUUAAAACAGGGGGCAACUUCCCAUACCUGUGCAGAAGUGCGGAGGUGAAUCUUUAUGUGCAGAUCCAUUUGCUACAAUUCCAUGGAACAAAAUACGCGGCCAUCGACCCGUCGAUGGUCAGUGCUGAGGAACUAGAGGUGCAGAAAGGCAGCCUGAGCAUCAGUCAGGAGGAGCAGUAGCUCUGUUGUCGCCUGUUGAUGAUGAGUGAUCCAGAGAGUUCUUGUACAAUCAGCUGCGUCAGCACCCGCCAGGCAGGCUCUGUUCAGUUGUCAGGCUCGCCAGUCAUCACUGUGUUUGGAAGCAGGACUGAUUGUCAUCUUUGUGACAGGCGGCAGCUCUUCUAAGCCAGUGUGACUGUUCCCUCUGCAUUUUUUUUUUUUUUUUUUAGCUUUUGAAUUUGAGGAAGUACUUUUGAAGACUCUCACUUUAAGAAUUGUGAAAAUUUUGCUACCAAAAGUCUUCUCACCACUGUGUUCUUAAGAGAAUGUUGAUUUUUGAGGUUUGGGAUUUUGUGGAGUUUUUUUCUUUUCUUUCCUCCUUUCUUUCUUUUUAUGAUAUUUGCUGUAAAUGCUGCACAUCCAGAUUGUGUAUCAGAAGGACAUCGGUUAUUUUUAUGCUUUCUUGGUUAUAACCGUUAUCAAGUGCCAAGGCUGUCUGUCACCCCACCGUUUGCUCUCCUACAAAAUCAGCUACUUCUAAUUUCCAGUUAAGCAGAUCAUUUUCAGUUUUAUCUGUUGUCUUUCUAGCCAUUACAGUCAUUUGGAAUAAAAAUUCAAUUUCAGUGA
This is a messenger RNA of Canis lupus familiaris (dog), 1946 nucleotides long. RefSeq names its product SPG21 abhydrolase domain containing, maspardin (gene SPG21). Gene Ontology annotation, cellular component: cytosol; trans-Golgi network transport vesicle. The coding region runs from base 414 to 1340 and encodes 308 amino acids. Gene Ontology annotation, molecular function: CD4 receptor binding. NCBI's taxonomy places the organism in Eukaryota, Metazoa, Chordata, Mammalia, Carnivora, Canidae. The transcript has 10 exons. The record is from RefSeq and is a predicted model, not a curated record.